Molecule: messenger RNA, 946 nt
Organism: Papilio xuthus (Asian swallowtail)
Lineage: Eukaryota; Metazoa; Arthropoda; Insecta; Lepidoptera; Papilionidae
Gene: Vps37B
Product: vacuolar protein sorting 37B
Exons: 3
Coding region: 193-837 (214 amino acids)
Biological process (GO): ubiquitin-dependent protein catabolic process via the multivesicular body sorting pathway; protein targeting to membrane; protein targeting to vacuole
Cellular component (GO): ESCRT I complex
Source: RefSeq, a predicted model, not a curated record
ACAUUGGAAUUAAUGUCAAUUCAACAAUGUAUCGUAAUUGUAAUAAUUUUUAUUAAAUUGUAAAAACCUUAUCUAUUAAUUAAACGCUAGAUCUGGAAAUUUUGUUAGCACAAUAUUAUUUGUGUACUUGUAACAGUUUUUUGAGAACAAGCUUUGAUUGUGCUGUGUCGAAUAAGAAUUAUUGCGAUCAAGAUGAUUCAACCGGACUUCUCCCCAGCUAUAGGUUUCCUUGAUCAUUUGAAUUCUGACGAAUUAAAGGAAAUACUCAACGAUGAUACAAAAUUUGAUGCAGUUUUGAAAGACGUAAAACAGGUGAAAGAUUGGGAGACAGAAAAGGAAAUGAUGAUUGCCAGCAACAGAUCCUUGGCUGAGUUUAAUCUGAGCCAGGAACCUGAAUUAGAAAAGUUAAAAAGUCAAGUACAACAAAAAUCGGAACUUGGUGAACAGUUAUGUAAUCAUAUUCAAGAACUUUUAGAUGAAUAUAAAAAUAAAUCAGCUGGUAUAUCACCGGAUACAACGUUAGCACUGCUUCAAACAGCUGCAGCGGAAUCAGAAGAACAAUCCGAAAAUAUUGCACAAGACUUUCUAUCAGGGAAAGUUGAUGUUGAUAAGUUUCUUGAAGAUUUUGAACCAAUUCGCAAGAAGAUGCACUUACAGAAAUUCAAAGCGGACAAAAUGAGUGAAUUGUUACGGUCUGGAAGUCAAAGUUCUUACGGUAAUGGCCUAGCUAAACCAUUCUUGCCGUACCCGAGUUAUGCUCAGAAUGUACCAAGCGUACCAUACCCAGUUGGACCUUUAAAUAUGCCAAUGCCCGGAAUGUACGGUAACCAUUUUUAAUUACGUAAAUAAGUUUUUUUAUUAUCAUGUGGAUCGUGAUUUUUUAUAUUAAUGUCGUAAAAAGUACUCGACAAUGCUUCGAAAUUCAAUUACAAUUAAGUUUUUUUUU